Sinocyclocheilus anshuiensis is the source of this 4281-nucleotide messenger RNA. RefSeq names its product INO80 complex subunit D-B-like. Lineage: Eukaryota; Metazoa; Chordata; Actinopteri; Cypriniformes; Cyprinidae. The record is from RefSeq and is a predicted model, not a curated record. Gene Ontology annotation, cellular component: nucleus.
AUUGAUGGGGGCAACCUUAGUCACUUCAAAAUAUCUUUACCCCCACUAACACCUGCUUCAUAGUUUAUAUCACAAGCCUUUCGUCUUGAUAAUAUUUAUUGAUAGCAGGGAAGGGAAAAUAUGACUGACAAGAACGUUAUCUUCGCAUGUGAGAUUGCACUAAAUUUGAAGUCGGUGAUGUCAUUCCAGGCAUGGAUGAGACGCGUGAGAGGAGGCUGUCGGAAAAGACUUUGGGCUGAUGUUCCGGAGAGUUCCAGCCCUGGGAUGUAUGAAGGCAAACACAUCCACUACUCGGAGGUGGACCACAAGCCUCUGUGUUCAUAUAGCCCAAAGCUUUGCAAGCAACGCCGACUCAACGGUUAUGCUUUCUGCAUCCGCCAUGUGCUUGAGGACCGGACCGCUCCUUUCAGACAGUGCGAAUAUGUUGCCAAGUACAAUAGCCAGCGCUGCACCAAUCCAAUACCCAAGGCUCACGACCGAAAGUAUUGUAAUAGUCACCUUCAGGUUAUGGGUGUCCUCCCCAAGAAGGAGCGAAAGAAGAAACACGAUACAAUAGAGUCUUUGGCCCUCAACAUUACCGUUCCAUCCCUGGCUCUGAAGACCCACAACGGGCUUGAGCUUUUACCUCCAUCCCCACCACCCUCCCUGGCUUGUCUACUCCCCUCUGAUCCCUUCGCCUUUUACAGGGGGGGGGGAAUGUUAAAACCUAGUGGCACAUUCCUGAAGAAGCCCCAAGAAAACCAAGCUCUGAACCAUAAGCAGAAACAGCAAGAUCACAGUGUGGAACCAGCCUUCCCAAACCAUUUCAAAACCUCGUCUCUUUCUUCAACUCUUCCACGUCCUUGCCUCCCUCCUCCCCAGACUGGAAGAACCUCACAGACACCCAAAGUUCCCUCCUCCCCUCGUGCAGAAAUCUUACAAACCCCUGCAGUUCGUUCAGGUUCAUUAUUCAAAACCUCAUCAACUCUUCAGGACAGCCGCCAGGGCUCAAUAGAAACGACUCCAGCUGAUAACAAAAUUAAACUGGACCUUAAUCAUGCUUUUGACAAAAAGGUUGGCUCUGCAGCUUCAGGGACAGCAUCGAGCCGUGAUGACAUACAUAGACGUUUAGUAAAAAUGCACUCGGUUGCCAUGCAACAACAAGCUCCAUGUUUGCAGAAGUUCCAUAGAUUGAUGGUCCAACACAGGGGCAGGUACCAAGACCUGAACACACAUUUAGGGCUUGUCUGGUCAGAAGACAGUGAAGAGGAAGAUGGAGACUUGGGGAAACUAGUGUCACAUCAGUGCCAGAGACUACAAGAGAAGCACUCUGAGGAAAGUGCCAGCAGUUCCCGUGCUGAGCGUUUGGCAGGCUUCUGCUCAUACCUGAGACAAAAACACACGCACCUUUGCAGAGAGCAGAGGGGCUUCAGGAGGGAGAGGAGAUCCCAGCAUACCCUUCGUAAAGCCCUGCUGCAGGCAGCAAGAGAAGAACCUCACCACACUGCACAGCUUAUUCAGGAACAAUAUAAGAAGACCUCCACACCCUCCAGCACUGCAGUGCCAUUGUCUGGAGAUGACUCAGGGUUGUGUUCGGCUGUCGUGAAAGGUGAAAACUGCAGAAAUUCAGCCUUACCGUUCACUAGGCACUGCUUUCAGCAUAUCCUUCAGAACCGUUCACAGCAGCUGUUCUCAAGCUGCACCGCUCGCUUUGCAGAUGGAGCUCAGUGUUCCAUCCCUGUCUUUGACAUCACGCACCAGACGCCACUUUGUGAUGAGCAUGCCAAGAAAAUGGACAAUUUCCUUCGAGGUGAUAUCAGCCAGAGAACGUACCGCCACCACCAGCAGAUUCAGCGGCACAGACCACUGAAGAAAGACAAGCCUCCAGCACUCACUAAGAAGCAUAAGAAGAAAGGAAAGCGAGGAGCACCAAGGCGCCCUCAGAAACCCAUUCCUCCCGCGCAGCCCCAGGGUAACCUGGGAUUGCCUUCCAUCUUGUGCCUGCCCACUCAGCCCUCUGGCAUAAGGAGCCCUUUAACUCCUGAUUUAAGUGCAGAUGAAUUUCCAGAUGACAUCACCAAUGACAUCAGCGACAUUCCACAUGACCUGGAGUUAAAUCAGGAGGAUUUCUCAGAUGUUCUUCCUCGACUCCCGGAUGACCUGCAGGACUUUGAUCUUUUUGAAGGCAAGAAUAGUGAGCUGUUGCCCACCUCUGAGGAAGCCGAAGAAUUGGUUCGUGUUCUGCAGGCCAUGGGCUCAUACGCAGAAUCCCUUGCAUGUCUAAGCGGAAUGGCUGAGCUUGGUCCCGUAGAAGCGAUAGAUUGUCGUAGCAUGCCGGGGGGAGUCGUGGAUCUACUGAGUGGACGACUAUCUGCUGAGACUCUCUCCAGCCUGGAGCUGGACCCCAGUCUGCUCCCCACCUCUGAAGAUGCUUUCCCCCCAUCACCUCCAUCACCACAACCCCCUCUCACUCCUCCAUCCUCUGCGGGGCAACUCACAGACAGCACAUACCCACCGAGACAACCUCAUCUCCUAGCGAAGAUGGAUAACUCCAAAGUGAAUCUGAGCAAUCUGCCGUUUGGAAAGGACGAGGACAUCUCUCAUGGCUCCUGGGGCGUUCUCGCCCUCCCCCUCAACGACUCCUCACAAUUUCACAGCCUUAUUGCCUCGGAUGGCCUGCUGAUGUCCACAGCCCUCUCAACGCCAAUGACCCCCGUGUCCUCGGCCCCCUGUCAGCCCAGUUCGGCCCUCUCCGCUUUGCCUCAGACUGUGCCGGUCACUCGCUCCACACCCACAUCCUCGCCCUCCUCACAAACAUCCCAAACCAAGCACCCUCCCCACACUGUUCAACCACUGUGGGAUCCCAGCAGACUUGCAGCCGCACCACAGUACACCGGCGCCACCUAUGGACCAGGCCUGAACUGCAGGCGGAACCAAUUUGCUACAGUCACAGUGUUCAGGGAACAUGUUGCAGGUGAUUUUUUUCUCUCCCCCAAAUGUCAGGGUCAUUCUGUCCAUCUUCUCAGUCCUCUGCAUCGUUUUCCCUCAACAAGAAAGAACAUCAAGCAAUAAAUUUCCUUGUCUGCUUAAAAAUAGUUGCUUUUUUCGAAAAGCAAACAUAGAUGGAUUUUAGCCAUUAAUAUCACUUGUAUCCUUAAAUGCAUAUUUAAUAUAUUUAUAAAGUAGCAGUCUGCACAACUAGUUUUAUUUAAAAUGUGUGGUAACUGGUGAAAAUGUGGUUCUUGCUUAGAGGUAAUGGGCAAGUUUGUCAGUGGCAAACACAAGGGGAAAGGUGUCAUGGUUGUAUCACUAUUUUGUCCCAUGUAAUGAUUAAAAAACGUAUUGUUUUGGCAGAUGGUGUUUAUGUGCUUUUAGUAGCCGUUAAACUAUGGGGUCUUGCUCUGAGUGUAAGUGCCUGCCAUAAAAGCUGUGUAACACCUUUAUAAUCAGUGUAUUGCAAAUCAACAAAAUACACAUUGCAUUGUCACUAAGUAAAAAUCUGUAAAUGCACAAAAUUUCACUCUUGAAAACAUGAAAAGUUGCAUUUACUCCCUGUUUUUGACAAGUAAUUACCUUCUCACGUUACCGUAAAGUUACUUGAGGGUGUUAAACUUCGAUUCUGAAUGUUCAGUGUGCUCCUGUGUAAGGCCUUUAGCUGAAGUGAUAGCAGUUGUGGGAAAUAAAUGGUGUAAAGCUAUAGUUAUCUUGUUAUGGCUUUUAAAGAGAGUAGUUAUGAUGCCUUUACCCUCAUGUCAUGCCAAGUCUACAUUUGCAUUUUCCUGUUUAUCUUUGUUGCAGAUGCUUUUUUACCAAAAGUGGCUUUUAAGAAAGCCUCUUUUUAUGUCCACAUCAGAAAAUAUCUAUAUAUCAGUAUAUCUAACUGACCAAUAUAAUGAAAUUGUGUUUGGGCAGUUAAGCUUUUAAAAAGAACAAUGACGUAUAACCUUAAUUCGGUAUCUUUAUAAAACGGAUAAUGGUAUAAAAUUGUGGUUUGGUAGACUUGCCGUUGUACCAGAUAAUGCUGCUUUUACCAACAACAGGCAUACUGACAGAAAUCCUUGCACACCGAGGGUCGUCUCAUAUACUUUUUAUACUUAUUCACUGAAUGUAUCAAGUCAACGAAAAAGUUUAUUAUAACCUAUUAAAAUGGUAUGGUCCUCUUCUUUGUUCAAGGUAUUUUUAUGUAUUGACACGUUUACUUUUUGUUACUUAAGUGCUUGGAUGUGGGUGUGGGUGUGUAGACAAUGUGUAAGAGAAAUUAUAUUUGUUUUAUUUGAAAUGUGUGAAAUAAAACUGCUAUGA